Molecule: messenger RNA, 319 nt
Organism: Staurois parvus
Lineage: Eukaryota; Metazoa; Chordata; Amphibia; Anura; Ranidae
Source: the annotation of a GenBank genome assembly
CAGAAAGAACAGUCAAAAUGCAGGCAGGGCAUAGGACAAAGUACUAGGGACAAUGAAAUGGUUUGAUACAAAAAUGACAGUUUCUAAAAAUUUAAAAUUUGCCGCCGGUUUCGGCCUUCAUACGUCCCGUACAUCCUGAUGCUCGCAGGGACCGGAACACGGAAGCCGGAUGCCGGCAUCGGCCGGAGGAGAUGGUCGGGGUCGUGGCAGGGGACACAUCGCGGGAGCGAAGGACAAGGUAAAAGCUGCAGGGAAUCCCUGAGCAAUGCCGCAUGGUAAGCCCGAGUGUAGCUCAGGGUUACCACUUUUGGUACUGAAA